AAGGAUUUCUCUCGGGCUAGCUCGUCGCCGUACCCCACUGCUGCUUGCGGAAGCCACCGCAUCUCUCCGCCAUAGCUUGCCCACACGUGUGCGAGCAACCGUAGCUCCCCUGCUGAAGGCCCAUGCCUUGCUGAUGCCUGCGCGAGCCACUGUGGUUCGUCGCCGGUGCUCGUCCAUGUCUGUAGGCGCCGGCGCAGCUCGUCCUCGCCUCGCGGAUACCUACACAAGCCACCGCAGCCUGCCGCGGGUUCUCCCCCACGCCCGUGCGCGACAGCGCAGCUCUCCGCGGGUCCUGAGUAAGUGGCUUAAUGGCAGCAACGGCCGGAGGAGGAGAUGGAUGCGUGUGCAGGUCCUGAAGGUGUUGAAUGCAAGCAACAUUGAUGACUUCCGGGUAGAACCAGGGUGGCUUCCUGGCGUCGCCGAGAGUAGCUCUGCCAUUGAGUCGCUGGAUCUACUUGCAAGUAGUGGAGCGCCCUAACUCAUUCAGAUCCGUAAGCAUCCUUUGUUUCCUUCUUUUUGGUUGUUUGAAUCGUUUGAUUCCACUUUGUUUUCAGUGCAAAGAAUAACUACCACCAGUUAGAUCGACCUGUGAUGAUAAUAUAUGUGAUUAAUUUAUGUUUGUCA
Messenger RNA from Triticum urartu, 624 nucleotides. The record is from RefSeq and is a predicted model, not a curated record. Lineage: Eukaryota; Viridiplantae; Streptophyta; Magnoliopsida; Poales; Poaceae.